Penicillium robsamsonii is the source of this 2157-nucleotide messenger RNA. RefSeq lists its product as uncharacterized. The transcript has 11 exons. Gene Ontology annotation, cellular component: nucleus. The record is from RefSeq and is a predicted model, not a curated record. Lineage: Eukaryota; Fungi; Ascomycota; Eurotiomycetes; Eurotiales; Aspergillaceae. Gene Ontology annotation, biological process: regulation of DNA-templated transcription. Gene Ontology annotation, molecular function: DNA-binding transcription factor activity, RNA polymerase II-specific; transcription cis-regulatory region binding. Bases 1 to 2157 code for a protein of 718 amino acids.
AUGGCCGACCAACGUGACUAUAGUCCGUACAGCACGGCAAUAGAGGACGAAUCUUUCCACCGUAUUCCAGCCCCACUAGGGAAAAAGCGCAUUCCGUGCUUGUCGACAAUCAAAGAUGUCAAAAAUUGGAAAAGCAAUGCGUAUUCUUCGAAAUACCGAAAGAUCCGGUCUCAGAGUACGAGCCUUUCUUAUGUAGUUUACCAAUCAAGUCUAACAUCACCCAGACGGAUUGAAGGCGUCGAGUGCGAGGUCAAGGAACUCCGAAAACAGCUAGAUGAAAUGCGCGAGUUGCUUCAACAGAGUCGCUCGCAAAAUACCCCAAAUUCCCAACUAACACACUCCCCAAGCUACCUUCGUGAUCGGCAACAGCAAGUACACCGCGAGAGCCCUCAUGCUUCCUCGGGAUCUCAUUACCCUCACUUACAGGAUCACUCCCAAAGGGGGUUUCCAAAUAUACCUAUCACGAGCUCUGUUGGCUAUACAGAUAGUCACCAAUACCAAAGGUCUAUGCCGGGGUCCAUACCAGGCUUCUCUCCGAAUGAAACUUCAGUCCGGCCUCCCUACACCUCCAACCAGACAAUUACCAGAUUACUCAAGAGGAAACGAUCUGGGUUUGAGAUCCGAGAUGACGCCAUCACCGACUUUACUGACAAAGGACUUAUCACGCUUGAAUGUGCGGUGUCAUACUUCAAUACGUACUGCUUAGUGAUCGUGGCUGACCCGAGAAUUCCAGUUUCUUCGAAGGAUGCGUAUGUGCCAAUUGUCCCGACUAUGGACAGGUAUAUCCCGAUAUUCGACCCACAAUACGACACUUUCGACUCCGUUCGAUCGCGGAGUAGUAUUCUCCUCAACGCAAUAUGUACCAUUGGCUGCAUGGUUGAGACUAGAUCCGGUGGUUCAAUGUCGGACCUUCUCCACGCCGAACUGAAGAAAUGGAUCAACGUCAUAAUCCAGAACAAGGAGUUGAACUCCCUAGAAUCAGUCCAAGCAAUGCUUGUAGUUGCUUGCUAUUCCACAGAACGCUCGCUCAUAUUAUCCUUUGCCACUCGCAUGGCUUUGGAUCUGGGAUUACAUGAGGCCUUUGAUGAACUGACCCAGCGGCUUGCUCUUCAGGAUGAAGAUACGGCUUAUACCUUGCCGCAUCAGUUGUUUGAAGAGGAGAGGGCUCUUAUGUGGAACGCUCGGACCUGGUUCGGGCUUUUGGUUCUAGAACAUAUAUUUCGUGUUGAUGGAGGAAAGCCACCUGGCAUUAGGCUGAAAGGGAAUCCUCGUCGCUGUCGUGUUUUACUUCGCCAUCCGUCGUCCACGGUUUUGGAUUUACGGCUGUUCUCUCAAGUCGAGGUAUGUCGAGGAGACAAAAUAGACUUCGAGAAUUUGGUAGCCAAUGUCGGCGAUUCUCUAGGAGGAAAAGCAUCGCUUGAUGGACACAGCAUCGUGGACUACGUGUAUGAUAUGAAACUUGAGCUAGACUUGUGGUUUGACGACUGGGUACGCAUUAUUGAAAAUUGUGUUGCCGCCACCGAAGAAAGGCCAUCUUUACUAGUUGCCCUUCGAGUACAGAAAUGCUGGGCAGAAAUGAUGCUCAACUGUAAAGCACUACGAUCCAUGGGCGUUGAGAACGUAGCUGCUAUGUCCAGCACGGAAAAAACGAUACUGCUUACAGCAAAGGCCAGUGCCCGCCGCCACCUCCGCCUUAUAAUUGUCGAUCCAGACUUCUACCUCGCCAAGCUGAAAUACGCGAUGGAUUUUGUCUGGGCCAAGUGCGCGUUCUCCUAUUUGUUGCUUCUCAAAUUGUCCCGUCUCCUCCCCGAGCGCAACGCGGAGCACCAAGAGCUGCUGGAGCAAGGGAAUCAACUCGUAGAUGAGCUGAGUAAAGCCGGAGCUAGUGAGACUCAGUCAGGGGCUGGGAAUAUUUAUCUUCAGAUUCUGAAGGUCAGUAUUGAGAAGUACGGGCGUGCAUUGGUGGAAACACAGCAGCCUAACUCGGAUGGUCCCACGGCCACCUCGCCGUUCUGGGAAUUGUUUGAUGCUCAGGCGGAUCUUCAGUGGUUCGUACCUGAGCAGUUUGUUUCCGAGUGGGACUUUCCGGGGCUCAAUUUGUUUUACUUUCCCACUGCUUGGCAGGACUUCUUUGGUGAUUUCUCGUUGGCCAUGUAG